AAACUCUACAAAUCUUAAUUUAGAAAAAUAUUGCUAAAAAACGCUACCAUCAUCUGACAAUACAGGGUUUCCACAAACCUUCAAUUUGUUAAAAAAACGUAAUAUAUGCAAAGCACAAUAAAGUGCAAUAAAAUGAAGUCUACCUAUACAUCUUUGUGCCAGAAACAGCCCAGAAAUGUGUUAGUGGGUUUGGUUUAUCUCACACAGGAUUUAAUCCCAUUUUGAGUCUGCAUUUAAACUGGGAGUUUUCACCUAAAAAUCCAAAUAUUUAGAUUCUGGGAAGUGACCAAAUUGGCAGGCAGUGUUGGGCCUGUGUCCCCCACUGCUUCCGGUGGCCUUGUAUCUGCUCCAUCUGCCACAUGGCACUGUUACAUUUCUUGUAGAGAGAAAAUCUCCACACUCAAGUCACUCUCACACACAGUAAUACAGAAGAAAACCCAAGAGGGACAUGUUUAAAGAAAAAUGGGAGAGCGCAUAUGUCUUUGUGGAAAGCAAGAAUAUUCCAGAAUGUUUAGUAUCUGUGUCAAAAGCCCAUUUUUACCUUCCUCUCUGACCCUUGUGGGUAUUUGAGCAGGUGACCCCAGGCCCGGAGUGGGUGAUAGUCUGAGGGGGGACUUUUGCCAUUCCAGGGACUGGUGGUGGUUGUGGGUUCUGUGUGUUAUGGACUGGACUGUGACCCCCAGAACUCACACUGAAGCCCUAUCAUGACUGUAUAUGGAGACAGGGUCUAUAGGAGGUAAUUAAUAUGAAAAGAAGAGAGAGAGCACCGUUUCUUCCUACCAAGUGAGGGCACAGGGGAGGCACCAUCCAUGAGCCAGGAAGAGAGUCUUCACCAGGAACCGAAUCUGCCAGCACCUUGAUCUCGGACUUCCCGCCUCCAGAACUGUGAGAUAUAAAUGUCUGUUGACUAAGCCCCCUGUCUCUGGUACUCUGUUACGGCAGCCCAGCAGACUCUGACACUGUGUUUUUCCCAAGAGAAGUAUGUGAAUCAUCACCCUGUCCUGAGCCACAACUGAGCCGACCUUGAACAGGAGACUUUCCAGACUUGACUACAUCUCCACGGAGCCCUGAAAACAUCUUUCCCAGUGUCUGGCCAGAGGUGCAGGGAGAGACAGGCGUUAUCUCCAGGCCGGGGAAAGGGCAAGGGCCGCCAGGAGCAAUGGCGACCGCUCCCGGCUCUCAGCCUCUGGCCCCCCUGGAGCAGGAGGGUGACAUCCUCGAGGGUGAUAUCCUCGUCGUGAAGGUGGAGGAUGACUACUGCUGGGAAGAAGAGCCCUCCUCGGAGGCGGAAGACCCCAGCCCUGAAACCUUCCGCCAGCUCUUCCGGCUGUUCUGCUACCAGGAGGUGGCGGGACCCCGGGAGGCCUUGAGCCGCCUCUGGGAGCUCUGCUGCCGCUGGCUGCGGCCCGAGCUGCGCACCAAGGAGCAGAUCCUGGAGCUGCUGGUGCUGGAGCAGUUCCUGACGGUGCUGCCGGGGGAGAUCCAGGCCCGGGUGCGGGAGCAGCAGCCAGAGAGUGGUGAGGAGGCCGUGGUCCUCGUGGAAGGGCUGCAGCGGGAGCCCAGGAAGCAGAGGCCGCGGGAUCCGGAGUUGCUCCCUGAUGAUGCGCUGUCCCAUGGGACAGAGGAGUGGUUCUCGAAACACCAGGUGGAAGCCCAGCCAGAGGAGCUGUCCCUGGGGGAAGGGGCUCAAGACUCCAGCCAGCCACCCCCAGCCCAGCUGAGCCGUAGGCCAAGAGGAGACCCCUCGCUCUGGCCAAAGAGGGGCCCAGCAGCUUCACGGCAUCAGGAGACAGCAGCCCUGGCCACAUCCUUCCUUUCAGCCUGGUCCCAGGUGCCAGUGACCUUGGGGGGCGUGGCCGUGUACCUGUCCCAGGAGGAGUGGGGCUGCCUGGACCUGGCUCAGCAGGACCACAGCUGCGACGUGCUGCUGGAGGAUGCAGGUGCCGUGGGGAGACGCCGUCAGACGCCGCGCUGUGUCUCAGAGUGGGCGAGUCUCUGGGAGGGUGCCCCCUCCUUCGGGCUCAUUGAGGGACUCCCCACGCCUGGGCCCUGUCUGACUGCCCUGCAGGGGCAAGGAGAAGGCCCGUGGGACCCAGCUCGAGCAGCCUCAGGGCCAAGGGAGGUCUCUGGUGGAGCCAGUUCAGGGCGUGGAAGGCGCUUGGAGGCUGGAGAGGACGCCCGGGAGGAUGCGUCACUGAGCACAGGGUGGGCCCACGCGCGCCCAGAUCUGGGUCCCGGGCCCGGCCAGACCAGACCCCAGCAGCCUCAGGACAGAGCGGGGCCCCUCGGGGUCCGGAAGCCACACGCAUGCCCCGAGUGUGGCAAGGCCUUCCGCAAGACGUCGCACCUGGCCAAGCACCAGCGCACGCACACGGGCGAGCGGCCCUACCAGUGCCAGGUGUGCGGGAAGCGCUUCGGCGACCGCUCCAACUGCAGCACGCACCAGCGGGUGCACACGGGCGAGAAGCCCUACGCCUGCGCCGAGUGCGGCAAGCGCUUCAGCCAGAGCUCCAGCCUGGUCAUCCACCGCAGGACGCACACGGGCGAGCGGCCCUACCAGUGCCAGCUCUGCGGGAAGCGCUUCAACAACAGCUCGCACUUCAGCGCGCACCGCCGGACGCACACGGGCGAGAAGCCCCACACCUGCCCGGCCUGCGGCAGGGGCUUCCGCCGGGGCACCGACCUCCGCAAGCACCAGCGCACGCACGGCGGGGAGCAGCCGCCGCGCAGACCCCCAGGGCUCCAGGACACGCCUGGGGCCUGGGCUUGAUCAUUCGGGGACCUGCAGGGUCGUUUCAGCCCCGGAGUCAGCUCCCCCGUCUCCGGGCGUCUUCAGACUCUGUUCCUGUGGGCCCAGUGUGAGCAGGAAGCCGGGCCCCGCAGGUGGAUCAGGGUCUGGGGCUACCACGAAGGACCGCACGCAGGGGUGCAGGAAUUCUCAGUUCAGGGGCCAGAGUCUGAAGUCAAGGCGCCUGUGGGCUGCUCCUUCAGGAGGCUCGGGUGGGGUCCGUUCCGCAGUCUCCUCCGGGCUUGUGGCCACAGGGCUCUGCCACCACCCUCUCCCCCCAGCCUGGCCCCUUCUGUGUAUCUCCACGUGUGCUCCUGUCUUGUAAGAACACCGUCAUUGGAUUUAGGGCACACUCAGUCCGGAACAACCUCAUCUUAGCUUGUUACAUCUGCAAGGACCUGUUUCCAAGUGGGGCCCCCUCUAAGGCCCUGACUGUUGACUUGGGGGACACCCUUCAGCCCACUUCGGGGGAAGCCUUGGUGGCUGUGGCCGCUUGCAGCUUUACAUGUCUCCGUCCUCCCGGGGCUGCUCUUCUCCUUCCCCCAACCUCACUGCACUUGCCGGGUGUAGCCUGAGGGGGUUCUCCAGCAUCACAGUGGUUGGGGGUCCCCCUUGCAGAUCCACGGCUGUCCUGUUGGAUGGAUGGCUGGUGCGGGAACACUUCCCUGAGACCCUUCCUUCCAACCUCCCCCGCCUGCCGGGAAGUCUGGGGGUUUCCCCAGGAGAGGUGCCAGGGCUGCCAUUGAUCCGGCCCAGGUGGCCAUGUCCCAGGAUGCAGGCUGGCCUUGGUUGCCCUUCUUUGUCUUUCUGAUGUGGCCAUGCCUCUCUGAUCGGUUCCCAUCUGUGGCCUCACACAUGGCCGAGUGGCGCAAUAAGAGGCCUUGUUUGCUGUCGCCACGAGUGGGGCAGCUCUGAAACCCCUGGGUUUCAGAAUGUUCCAUCCCAUCACUAGACACACUGUUACUUUUCCACACACCCCACACACUGGGUGUGAACUGCCCUUCUCUGCUCCCUUAAUAAACAGCGUCUGUCACUCAUCCUG
This is a messenger RNA of Cervus elaphus (red deer), 3830 nucleotides long. It is a transcript of the gene ZNF500, whose product is annotated as zinc finger protein 500. Lineage: Eukaryota; Metazoa; Chordata; Mammalia; Artiodactyla; Cervidae. Bases 1160 to 2770 code for a protein of 536 amino acids. Gene Ontology annotation, biological process: regulation of transcription by RNA polymerase II. The record is from RefSeq and is a predicted model, not a curated record. Gene Ontology annotation, molecular function: DNA-binding transcription factor activity, RNA polymerase II-specific; RNA polymerase II cis-regulatory region sequence-specific DNA binding. The transcript is spliced from 7 exons.